AUGGCUUUCUUUAUGAAAACUAUGAUUAGCAACCAGGUCAAGAGCUUCGGAUUCGGUGGCGGGUCAGAAGAAAAAAAAGAAGAAGGAGGAACGUCAGAUCCCGCAGCAGCCCAAGGGAUGACUCGAGAGGAGUACGAGGAGUAUCAGAAGCAAAUGAUCGAGGAGAAGAUGGAGAGAGAUGCUGCAUUUACACAAAAAAAAGCAGAGAGGGCAUGCCUCAGAGUUCAUCUCAGAGAAAAGUACAGACUCCCGAAGAGUGAAAUGGAUGAGAACCAGAUCCAGAUGGCCGGAGACGAUGUGGACCUGCCCGAAGAGCUCCGGAAAAUGGUGGAUGAAGAUCAAAUCGAGGAGGAAGACAAGGAUUCUAUUCUUGGGCAUUUACAGAACCUCCAGAACAUGGACUUGGACACCAUCAAAGAAAAGGCCCAGGCCACCUUCACGGAAAUGAAGCAGACGGCAGGGCAGAAGUGUUCUGUGAUGUGA
This is a messenger RNA of Enhydra lutris kenyoni (northern sea otter), 483 nucleotides long. Its product is annotated as complexin 4. Gene Ontology annotation, cellular component: terminal bouton; SNARE complex. The transcript is spliced from 3 exons. Bases 1 to 483 code for a protein of 160 amino acids. Gene Ontology annotation, molecular function: syntaxin binding. NCBI's taxonomy places the organism in Eukaryota, Metazoa, Chordata, Mammalia, Carnivora, Mustelidae. Gene Ontology annotation, biological process: regulation of neurotransmitter secretion; synaptic vesicle exocytosis; neurotransmitter transport. The record is from RefSeq and is a predicted model, not a curated record.